AUGGACGUCGCCGUGAUCAAUCCGAAACCGUUCCUCAGCAGUAUUACAGGGAAGCAAGUAAUUGUGAAGCUCAAAUGGGGCAUGGAAUACAAAGGCUACCUUGUUUCUGUUGAUCGGUACAUGAAUUUGCAGUUACACAGUACCGAGGAGUAUAUAGACAACUGCCACAUGGGUUGUUUGGGCGAAGUCCUCAUCCGGUGCAAUAAUGUUCUGUACAUUCGCGAGUGUGAGGAUGACUUUUCAGACAUGUCAUAA
Messenger RNA from Echinostoma caproni, 255 nucleotides. Lineage: Eukaryota; Metazoa; Platyhelminthes; Trematoda; Plagiorchiida; Echinostomatidae. The record is from the annotation of a GenBank genome assembly.